CUCAAAGAAUGAGACUUCUGAAAGUGACGGAACCGACUAAUAUCAAAAUGCGUCUCGCUGGGACAUUCUUUUUCUCUCGCAAGCACACAAAACGCAGCACAUCUGGCAAUUUCCGCAGCGUCCAGAAAGACGUGCACAAAGCUAUCCACGAGAAUCCUGCUGUUCAAGACCCCGAUAAGUCUCUUCACGACCAGAUGAAGGCAUUGUUUCACCGACCCCUCUGGCACCUUCGAUUCCGACUAAGCGGGUGCCUGCCUCCAGUGUUUGUCAUCAACGGCCUUGAUGAAUGCGAACCCAAGGUCGUUGCUGAUCUGAUAUCCCUACUUGGGGAAGUUCUUCGUGAUCCUGAGCUACCCGUGAUCCACAUCCUGCUCACAAGUCGCUUGGAAGAACAUAUCCGGAAAGCUAUCCAAACAGAGGAAAUGCGCCUGCUGGUAUGUGAGAUACCAGACGUGCGAGCACUGAGCGGAGCGGGUGGUGUAGAGUCAAAGUAUGACACAGGAGACCCCGUAGUGACGAAAACACCACUUAGAGCGAGGAUGACACUUGCCUUCGUGAAAGUACUGUCAGCGUCGGCUAGAGUUCGCGACGCACGAGGUGUUGGCUAGUGUGGCGAUAGUGCUAACCAUGAUAGAGCCCUAACAGUUUCAAACGCUGGCUCGGAUUGCAGCGACUUCCAUGAGCAUCAAGAUCUGGGCGUCCCAGUGCCGGAAAACAAAGUACCCUCAUUAAGGGGGACGUGCGACGAAGGGCUUCGGGGAGGGGUUGUUCGUCGGCAAGUGCUCUUAGGUUAGCAGCAGUCACAUAUAAAUUGAAAGGUAAGUGUAGUUCAGUGACACAGCAAGGAUUCCAAAGUUUUCAAAGCGCACCUCGAUGGAAUAGAGUGAGGCCAUGAAGUGAAAUAGAUGGACUACCCCAUACUGACAUUCAAACAGGAACUAUUCAACGCGGACUUAUUAACAGUGUCUUGAUCGUCUG
This is a messenger RNA of Suillus subaureus, 978 nucleotides long. RefSeq lists its product as uncharacterized. The transcript has 5 exons. The record is from RefSeq and is a predicted model, not a curated record. NCBI's taxonomy places the organism in Eukaryota, Fungi, Basidiomycota, Agaricomycetes, Boletales, Suillaceae. Bases 9 to 608 code for a protein of 199 amino acids.